This is a messenger RNA of Chenopodium quinoa (quinoa), 495 nucleotides long. RefSeq lists its product as uncharacterized. NCBI's taxonomy places the organism in Eukaryota, Viridiplantae, Streptophyta, Magnoliopsida, Caryophyllales, Amaranthaceae. Bases 1 to 495 code for a protein of 164 amino acids. The transcript has a single exon. The record is from RefSeq and is a predicted model, not a curated record.
AUGGAUAUUCCCAUCAUGUUUGAAGAAAGCGAUGUAGUAGAAGGCCAUCAUGACGGUCUAGUAAUUUCACUCCCAGUUGGAAACUGUAUGAUCAAGCGAAUCCUAGUUGACAACGGAAGCUCUGCAAACAUCAUCAUGCUUGAUACCGUGAAACAUAUGACCAUCGACGAGAAGAACAUCAUCAACAAGUCAACAAUGCUGGUAGGAUUCAGUGGGGAAACCAAGAAAACAAGUGGAGAGAUGACAUUAGCCACCUACUCAAAAGGAAUCAACUUACAAGUCAAGUUCCUGGUGAUCGGCACUUUGUCAUCAUACAAUAUGAUUCUAGGCAGACCAUGGAUACAUGAGAUGAAGGCCAUCCCUUCCACGUACCAUCAAGUUAUUAAAUUCCCUACCAGGUGGGGUAUUCAGGAAAUCAGAGGAGAUCCUAAAGAAGCCAAAGAAUGUUACAAGAUCGCACUAAAAGAAACAUCUGCAAAAAAGAGUUCAGCAUAG